Molecule: messenger RNA, 2696 nt
Organism: Oldenlandia corymbosa var. corymbosa
Lineage: Eukaryota; Viridiplantae; Streptophyta; Magnoliopsida; Gentianales; Rubiaceae
Source: the annotation of a GenBank genome assembly
CACACUUUCACGAUGGCUUCCUACGCCUACGAGAUUACGACCAAAAUACUUUGAAAUGUUCAAAAAAAUAUUCUUCCUUUCUUUCCAGCAACAUUCUUCAAUUCAAUGUCCUGACUCCUCCCCCAUUAGUCUAAGCUCCAAGUCCACCCUUCCCCGCCUACCUUCUUCUUCUUCUUCCUCUUCUUCUUCAGUUUCAUCACCGCCAUAAGGGGCCAAAAAAAAUCAAUCACAGAAAACCCAGAAGGAUAUACUCAUCAAAAUUUGAUCUUUAGCUUUGUUGUGGGUUCAUCUUUUUUUUUUGGGGGGGGUAAAAAUGAAGGGCAGGACUAGCAGCAGUAGGAAAGUUGCUAUUCAUUGGAUUCCUGUUUUCUCUCUUGCUUUCUUUUUUAUUGGCAUGCACUUUACAAACAAAUGGUGGGUCCCGCCUGAAUCGAGCAGCCAGUUGCUGAGGCAACAAAGAAGGGAUCAGGAGCUUCAGAUCAUCUCUGAGGACUGUAAUACUAAGAAAAAGAAAUCGGGAGAACAGGACAACGAUGUGGUCCAAGAAGUUUAUAAAACCCAUGAGGCGAUUCAGACAUUGGAUAAGUCGAUUUCAAUGCUUCAGAUGGAGUUGGCAGCCAGAAGGAGCGGUAAGGACAUCAGGGAAACCGAUACUUCUUCUGCAUCUUCUCAAGAGAAGGUUCCAAGAAAGAAGGCGUUCGUAGUUAUUGGAAUUAAUACUGCUUUUAGUAGCAGGAAAAGGCGUGAUUCAGUUAGAGAGACAUGGAUGCCCCAAGGUGAAAAACUUGUCAAAUUAGAAGAAGAGAAGGGGAUCGUUGUUCGUUUCAUGAUUGGCCAUAGUGCAACAUCUAAUAGCAUAUUGGACCGAGCUAUUGAUUCAGAGGAAGCACAACAUAAGGAUUUCCUCAGGCUGGAACAUGUCGAAGGAUAUCAUGAGUUAUCAGCAAAAACAAAAAUUUUCUUUUCUACUGCUGUAGCUAAAUGGGAUGCUGAUUUUUAUGUGAAGGUUGAUGAUGAUGUCCACGUCAAUUUAGGCAUGCUCGCAGCAACUCUUGCACGACAUCGUUCAAAACCGAGAGUUUACAUCGGUUGUAUGAAAUCUGGGCCUGUACUUGCUCAAAGCAAUGUCAAGUACCAUGAGCCUGAGUACUGGAAAUUUGGAGAGGAUGGAAACAAAUACUUUAGACAUGCCACUGGACAGAUAUAUGCUAUUUCCAAGGAUUUAGCUACUUACAUUUCCAUCAACCAGUAAGAAACCCCUCAUUUCAGUUAAUACUAUGCUGCUGCUUUAGUUGUAAAGAGUCGUUCUAAACCAAAAUCAUUGUAGAAGUCUACCGGACAUCGUUAAAGUUGAUUCGUAUUGAAAUAUAGUAUGGUAAUGUAGUUGAAGUUGGACCACUAUAUUCAGUUUUCACUGGUAACUAAGUUGAAUAAACUUCAGCAGUGAGCCAAGUAGAUUCGUAUUGAUGCUAGUUUAUGUCGAGAAAGAUUUGUAAUCAAACUACUGCAGAUUAGUGGGUGAUAUGAUGUUGAAUUGUAACGUUCUCCAGGUGAAAGAAAGCAUAUAUCCUCUAAUAAGUUUGUUUAGGCAUUUUCACUAAACGGCCAUUGUGAUAAUUGUGAUUUUAGGCCCAUAUUGCACAAGUAUGCCAAUGAGGAUGUGUCGCUGGGUUCAUGGUUCAUUGGCCUCGAAGUUGAGCACAUUGAUGACCGCAGUAUGUGCUGUGCGACUCCUCCAGGUAUUCUUCAUUUGUGAUGUAAUGAGAACAAUGUUUAUAAAAAUAAUAUUUUACAAACCUGUUUUACUAUAACCGGAAAUGUGUUUGGAAAAUGCAUGAAAUUUGUUGUUGUGCGAUUUGCUACUAUUCUGCAGUCGUGGUGUAUGAUUUGUUAACAUUUGUUUUUUUUUUUUUGUUCCUUAAUUUGUUGAACUUGGCAGAAUGCGAGUGGAAGGCACAGGCUGGAAAUGUGUGUGUUGCCUCGUUUGAUUGGAGUUGUAGUGGGAUUUGCAAAUCGGUUGAAAGACUCAAAUUUGUACAUGAACGGUGUGGUGAAGGGGAAGAAGCAGUCUGGAAUGCUUUACUUUAGGUUUGUAUAUUGAUGCAGCUAGAUAGUCAAGAAGCUGACAACAAAAAUUUCCAUUUCAAUAGCCUUCAGUCGGCGAUGGAUGCGUUGGGCAGAAAGAACAUUGCGGUGGUAGAUGCCUUGGACAGAGACAAAAUCGCGGAUGCUUCAUGUGACUUUGGAUGAGUAUGCAGCACUGUCUCUGAGCGGCAAGGAUUGGAUUAAUUUUGGAGUAUUACAAUUUUGUUCUGUACAUGAGGAGAUAUUUACCGUCUGAGACUUCCUAGCAAUGAAUAGUUAUUGCAACAACAUUCUUCUUCUGCAGAAAAUUAUAUACCAUACCUUAGGUUGUUGAAAUCUGUACAAGGUGUCAAGGUCCUUGCUGCUGAACCUUUAGCCUUUUGGGGAGAGUUAGUAAGAUUUUUUUCUGUACUUGUAAUUGAAUAUCUUCCUUUUUCAAUCUAUGGUUAGUGUAUAGUUUUCUGAUUUUCCACUUCUUUUUUCCUUCCAUGGGGUUCUAAAUCUAAUUGUAAGUUUUGGUUUUGUGUUGCUGUAGUUAAUCAACUAACUAAUAAAUCUAUGUCAGUAGAAAGUUAAAAUGAGUAGCCAAGGUGUAUUUUUUAGGAUUUUGA